UUAAGAAUUAUUAAGUGAUCAAUCAUCUUUCUCCUCCACCCACUUAGCUAUCUAUAUAUAUGCUUCCUAUAUCGCCUUCUCUAUCCACCUCAACUAUUUAUCUCCAUAUCUGGCAAUUACUACUAGUAGCUGUCUCCUUCAGCUUUGUACAACAUACUUGUCAGCUCUUCUUCAAUCGGCCUCUCUCGUUCUAAAUAUGGAUCCAAAUUGCUCUAGGUUCCAAGUCCUUGCACUAGUGAUCUCUUCCUGUUUGAUUUUCUCAUUUUCUAUCUCUGCUAUGGCUUCACCAGUAGUGGUACCACUCAAACUGGGAUUCUACCAAACAACUUGUCCAUCUGCUGAGGCAAUUGUUAGAAAAGCUGUGAGCAAAGCCAUUUCCAAGAAUCCAGGCAUUGCUGCAGGCCUCAUUAGGAUGCAUUUCCAUGACUGCUUUGUCAGGGGUUGUGAUGGUUCUGUGCUACUCGAUUCAACACCAGGAAAACCGGCUGAGAAAGAACAUCCAGCCAAUAACCCAAGCUUACGAGGGUUCAAGGUGAUUGAUGAAGCCAAGGCCCAAAUUGAAGCCAUAUGCCCUAAAACUGUCUCAUGCGCGGACAUUGUUGCCUUCGCUGCUCGCGACAGUGCCUUCAUGGUUGGAGGGAUAAACUAUGCCGUGCCAGCAGGACGUCGUGAUGGACGUGUGUCUUUGAGUGAUGAUAUUCCACAAAAUCUACCGGCUCCCUUCUUCAACGCCACACAGCUGGAGGAUAACUUUGCCAGAAAAGGAUUGUCACGUGACGAGAUGGUGACACUCGCUGGUGCUCACUCCAUUGGUGUGUCUCGUUGCUCUUCCUUCUCCACCCGCCUUUACUCCUUCAAUGCCACUCACCCACAAGAUCCUUCCAUGGAUCCAAACUACGCAGCAUUCUUGAAAACAAAGUGCCCACCAAGCACCGCCGGUGCUGCCAUCAAUCCAACAGUUGCUCUUGAUGUUCUAACGCCAAAUCGUUUGGACAACAAGUACUACAAAGUAUUGAAGAAGCACCGUGGGGUACUGACUUCAGACCAGACAUUACUAGGCAGCCCUUCAACGGCUAAGGCAGUGAUAGACAAUGCUAAAUAUGGUUCCAAGUGGGAGGCCAAGUUUGCUUCUGCUAUGGUGCGUAUGGGUUACAUUGACGUCCUCACUGGCAAACAUGGUGAGAUUAGGAAGAAUUGCCACAUUGUGAAUAAUUAAUUGAUUAAGCUUCCAAGUGUUUGAAAAUAUUGUAUUCUUCAUUAUUUUAUUUUAUUUAUUUAUUUGUUGUGUCAAUUGAUAAUUUAAGUGUAAAUUAAUUCCAGUCUAAAAAAAAAAGUGUAAUUCAAUCAUCCUUUUGAUUAAUGUUGAUGAUUUUUUGUAUUCUUUCUUAUAAUGAAGAGACUAUG
Messenger RNA from Camellia sinensis, 1404 nucleotides. RefSeq names its product peroxidase 5-like. Gene Ontology annotation, molecular function: peroxidase activity; heme binding. Gene Ontology annotation, biological process: response to oxidative stress; hydrogen peroxide catabolic process. The record is from RefSeq and is a predicted model, not a curated record. NCBI's taxonomy places the organism in Eukaryota, Viridiplantae, Streptophyta, Magnoliopsida, Ericales, Theaceae.